CGGCCUCGCGCCAUUUUAAGAAAGGAACGACUUCAGCUUGGCGAGGAUACAUGUUGGGUAUAUUGUGUGGACCGAAAUACAUACAGAAUACUUACGAUUGUUUAAGAAGUUCACGCGCGAAGGUUUCGUACAGACGAAACGCAGAGAGUUUUUUGUGCUAAAGUUGGAGGUUUCGUCGGAAGCGAAUGAAAAGCUGAGGUGAACAAUGACUCAGUUUCUUCCCCCGAACCUGUUGGCAUUGUUUGCCCCGCGGGAUCCGAUCCCGUUCCUGCCCCAGCUGGAGAAACUUCCCCAUGAGAAACAUCACAACCAGCCGUACUGCGGGAUCGCCCCGUUCAUCAGGCAUUUCGAGGACCCCAGAGAUGCACCUCCACCCACACGAGCAGAGACGCGGGACGAGAGAAUGGAGAGAAAGAGAAGGGAGAAGAUGGAAAGGAGGCAAGUUGUGGUGGAAACAGAACUGAAGCUUUGGGACCCACACAAUGAUCCUAAUGCUCAAGGAGAUGCGUUUAAGACCUUGUUUGUGGCUCGAAUUAAUUAUGACACCACAGAAUCCAAACUGCGGCGUGAGUUUGAAGUCUACGGUCCUAUCAAACGGAUCUAUAUUGUGUACAACAAGAAAACUGGAAAACCAAGAGGCUAUGCGUUCAUUGAGUACGAACACGAGAGAGACAUGCACUCUUCCUACAAGCAUGCAGAUGGCAAAAAAAUUGAUGGACGCCGAGUGCUUGUUGAUGUUGAAAGAGGACGAACGGUCAAAGGAUGGCACCCACGGAGACUUGGUGGAGGUCUUGGUGGUACAAGGAGAGGAGGGGCAGAUGUCAACAUCAAGCACUCUGGCAGAGAUGACACUUCCCGCUAUGAUGACCGACCAAUUGGAAGUGACCGUGAUCGGGAUCGUGAACGCAAGGAUCGCAGUCGAGAACGAGACCGAGAGAGGGACCGUGGUGAGCGCCGCCGCUCACGAUCUCGAGAGAGACGCAGACGCACCAGGUCUCGUGAGCGUGAGAGGGCCAUUGCAGUUCCAGGGGAGGAGGCAGGAGGGGGCAAUCGGCGCAGAGACAGGGAACGAGACCGAGGUGUUGCUGAAGGCAGCCGAGAGAGGAGUAGAGACAGAGAUAGAGAAAGAGACCGCAAGAGGAGAAGCAGGAGCAGGGAUAGAAAGAGAGACCGAGAGAGAGGGAAAGGUGCGGAUGGAGGAGAGGAAGGCAUGGGUGGGCUAGUUGAUGGCAUUAUGCCUGAAGGAGGAGAAAGGGGUGUGGAGGACCCAUUGGGUGGUGAGCCAGGACGAGGUGCAGAUGGAGGGACCGAAGGAGAGGAGAGAGGAAAGGAUCGAGACAAAGACAGGGAGAGAGACCGUGAUAGGAAGCGCAGCCACAGAGAUAAAGAUAGAGACCGAGAUCGGGAAAGACGGCGAGACCGGGAUAGAGACCGUGAGCACAAGCGGGACCGGGGCGAUCGGGACCGUAGGGAAGACAGACACAUAUCCUCCUCAGGAGAUCAGGAGGGUUUAGGUAACGGAGGUGAAGAUGGUGAAGAGCAGUUGCCACCGCGAUCAGAAGAAGGUUCACAGGAUGGGAUGAGGAUGAUGAUGAUGGAUCAGGAUUCCAUCCAGUCAGGAGAGGGCUAUGCCUCUAAUGAGAAUGGAUACAGGAUGGAGGCCCAGGGCGAUGAGUACUGAACAUGCAUCCACAUGCAUUCACAAAUAUCCUCAACCAUUAUUUAAUGCUUGCACUAUGUCCACAGUGUGUAAGUAUUAUACUGUCCCUGGAAAGAAGCAUCCAUUGUUAAAAUCAAAAGAUUAUGUAGUUGAACCCAGGUUAUUUAAUUUAUGGGGCUUUCUAGAAAUACAAAACUUCACUAAAUAGCUAGCCUUAUGAUGCAUUUGAAUUCCCUGUCUAACAUCAGCUCAGUAUCAAGUGACUGCACUGCUAGGAAGAGAUCUCUUGACUGAGGCACUGUAUUUUAUUACGGCGUCGUUUAUUCGGUAAGGGAUGGGUAACUGUCAUGAUUGUGGUUGUUUAGUACUGUUGUCCAUAUGCAUAGAUGUUUGUUGAUUUACAAGAGUAAUUUUAUUAUUGGUUUGUAUUGUUAUCUGAACAAGGUUCCUUGUAUAUCUGCACCCAACAGUUUUAUUUUUUCUCUUUUGUCUUGAAAAAUGUUUCAUAUUUGGUUCAAUAUGUGUGGAUCGUUUUCAAAUUGUACAGUGGCGCCUGAUUUUACCAUAUUAACGAAGGCACCAAACAUUGACAUAUAUGUUUUUUGUUUAAGGAAUGUCUGGAAUGGGUUCACAAAAUCGCUCUUAAUUUAAUUUUUUUUUCCCUUGUAUCUCCGGUCGUAAUGGUUAUGGUUUUCAUUUUCGAAUAAAUACUUUAUUUCCAAA
Molecule: messenger RNA, 2383 nt
Organism: Carassius auratus (goldfish)
Lineage: Eukaryota; Metazoa; Chordata; Actinopteri; Cypriniformes; Cyprinidae
Product: U1 small nuclear ribonucleoprotein 70 kDa-like
Exons: 10
Coding region: 206-1681 (491 amino acids)
Biological process (GO): mRNA splicing, via spliceosome
Cellular component (GO): precatalytic spliceosome; U1 snRNP; U2-type prespliceosome
Molecular function (GO): U1 snRNA binding; mRNA binding
Source: RefSeq, a predicted model, not a curated record